Nomia melanderi (Alkali bee) is the source of this 3638-nucleotide messenger RNA. Lineage: Eukaryota; Metazoa; Arthropoda; Insecta; Hymenoptera; Halictidae. The record is from RefSeq and is a predicted model, not a curated record.
UUUCGCGGUUGAUCUCUGUUGGUGCGCGGCCGCGCGGCGAUGCCCCCGCGGGCAGCGAGGAUAUCGCCGAGGCGAGCACGCACGCCGUGCGCCUGCGAGCGUUUUCUCUCCGAUCCGUGUAACAGCUUUGGAGAUUAGCGAGUCGACGCGGGGGCAGCCGGGUCAUCGUGGCGACACGCGUUAUCGACGCGCUGUAAAUACGCGUGUGUAUAAACGAACCUCGGUCCAUAAAUAACACUGGGCCAGUCAGUCAGAAGCGGCGGCUCGUCGUCGUUUCUCUUCGACGCUCGUUCGCGGCUUCGCUCGUUAGACGGGACCACCACUCUAAUUAGCCGAAUCGGUCUGCUCCGCGGGGAAGGAAGAUGUCGAGGGAAGCGACGCGAUAGUACGUUCGCGAUUCGGUGUGGAUGGAAUAGGAUAUUCGUAGAUUAUUCGCGGUUCGCGUCGUUUCCGUUCGAACGGCGAAUCGAGUGACGGUGGCGGAAUUUAUCUGGUGUAAUUUGAUGGAACUAUCGUGCCGGUCGAAAUGCUUUUAGCUUUCUUAUUUGGAAUUUCGCCGCAGCGCGUCGAGAUGCUGCUCUCCAGCGCCUGGUUCGAGGUGAUCGCCGCCGCGCUCCUGACGAUCCUGAUCCUCGCCACCAGCUACCGGCCCGCCUGGUGGUUCUGGACCGGCACUUUUCACAAGAAGAACGCUCCCGCCGAGGAAAAACACGGAAGGGUGGCGCACCGUAAGGCGGUGUCCGAUGUGCCGGGCCCGUACUCCCUGCCGAUCCUCGGCACCAGGUGGAUAUUCUCCCGCUUCGGUUGCUAUCGGUUGAACAAGAUCCACGAAGCCUACAAAGAUCUGAAUCAACGGUACGGUCCGCUGUGCAAGGAAGAGGCGCUAUGGAACUACCCCGUGAUCUCCAUCUUCUCGCGGGCGUACAUCGAAGCGCUCCUAAGGCAAAGCUCCCGGUUCCCGCUGCGUCCGCCGCAGGAGGUGAUAUCCCACUAUCGGCAAACCCGCCGCGAUCAUUACACGAAUCUUGGGCUGGUCAACGAACAGGGGCAAAAGUGGCACGAUCUUCGGACCGCACUUACGUCAGAGCUGACGGGGGCCAACACUGUCCUUGGCUUCUUCCCGGCGCUGAACGUCGUCGCGGACUCCUUCGUUGAUUUAAUUCGUCGACGGAGAACUGGCUACAAAGUGACCGGAUUCGAAGAGCUCGCCUACAAGAUGGGACUGGAAAGCACCUGCACCUUGAUCCUGGGCCGCCAUCUCGGCUUCCUGAAGCCCGACUCCAACUCGACGACCACCACGAGAUUGGCGGAAGCCGUCCGGGUCCAUUUUACCGCGUCGCGCGACGCUUUCUACGGCCUGCCGUUGUGGAAGCUGCUGCCGACGUCCGCGUACAAGCAGCUGAUAGAGAGCGAGGACACGAUUUACAACAUCAUCUCGGAGAUCGUGGAGGCCACCAUACGCGAGAAACGAGACGACGCGAAAGACGAGUCCGUGGAGGCGGUCUUCCAGUCCAUCUUACGACAGAAGAGUCUCGACAUGCGGGACAAAAAGGCUGCUAUCGUAGAUUUCAUAGCGGCUGGCAUUCACACGCUCGGAAACACGCUGGUGUUCCUGUUCGACUUGAUCGGGCGCAACCCGAGGGUGCAAGCCCAGCUCUACGAGGAGGCGUACGCAUUGGCGCCGGCCGGCUGCGAUCUGACCGUCGAGGAUUUGCGGAAGGCCAAGUAUCUACGCGCCUGUAUAACCGAAUCCUUUCGCGUCAUGCCCACGACAACCUGCAUCGCCAGAAUCCUGGACGAACCCGUCGAUCUUGGUGAUUAUCAUCUUACCGCGGGGACCGUGGUCAUACUGCACACAUGGAUAGCCGGCAUGAAGGAAGAGAAUUUCAAAGACGCGGCGCAGUACAUGCCUGAGAGGUGGUUGAAACCUGUCGCCCCUCAUUCGCCCAUGCUGAUCGCGCCUUUCGGGACGGGUAGGAGGAUAUGCCCGGGAAAACGUUUCGUAGAGCUUGCGUUGCAGCUUAUUCUGGCGAAGAUCAUCCGGGAAUUCGAGAUUGUCGUGGAGGAAGAGCUCGGUUUGCAGUUCGAGUUUAUUCUUGCGCCGGAGAGUCCGGUGUCUCUGGGCUUCCGUGACCGUACAGAGAAUGCGUAAACGACGUGGACGUUCCUCCUUUGUCUCCUCCGUUGGUUUCCGUGGUCCGAUCCGUUUAGGAUACUCUCGAACAUUCGUUUACAGACUCUCGUUGAAGACUAUUCACCGUUACACCGAGGAUCAUAUAAAUAGUAUUAGUAUUUAUAUUUAAUUGUUCACGCGAGCUCUUCGUUCGGUUUCGCUUUCGCGUGAGAAACUCGCGAGCGUGUCGGGAAACACUCUUUGCGUUUACGUUGUGUAACAUAUUGUAUGUAGAUAUCCGUUGUUUGCUAAUAUAACGAUAAACGAUGAAACCAGAGAGAGAGAGAGAGCGUGAUCGCACGAGGAAUUUCUCUGUUCGUUCUGACGUCACUUACCACGGCCCGACGCGCGUCUCGACAGACGACACCCGAUAGAAGGAAAUCUCGCUUCGAACAAAAAUUAAAUUACGUUUAUUCAAUUCGUUAAUUUACUAACGAUCGUCAUGGCUCACAGCUUGCGUGCCGCCGGCCGUGAAACUUACAUACGUCGUACACGUUUAGUUAGUACACUUAUACAUAUAUUACAUAGUUGUAAAUGCGUCCUAAGAGACUGGAAGGAAUUAUUAUAAUCAUAUUAAUGGUACGCGCGAUGCCGUCGCGCAUCUUGUGUUAAUACGAUUAAAAGUGUUGGCCCGAAGGUGUAUGAUUAUAAACGACGACGCGACGUUCUAUCGUCUAUCUCUUUUUGACAACGGCGAAGGCGUUUCGUUUGACUAUCGUUCGCGUAAAAGAAAUUUGCCCUAAAUCCGUAGGUGACCGGGUAACGAUCGUUGACGUAUCGCUGUGCGAGCCAUUCGUUUGCCAAAGCGAUUAAGUCCACCAAACGAGAAAUAGAGAAACUAAAUGAAAUAAAUAAGAUUCCGUUAGCAAUGUGUCGAUUAAACGCUGCGCCAUUCUUCCAAGUGAUUCGAGUAAACGGAGUUAGUCUGUUCGACCUAUGAACGGCUCAUACGUAUCAGCUUGUCCCAUAAGUUCCUUUCGUUUUAUUCUCACAUUAUUAUUGAAUUAUAUAUGAUCCAUUUUCGUUUGUUACUCUCCUCCAUCUUUAUGGCAGCCUCGCAAUGCCGUUUUUCCAAAACAUCUACAGACUUUGUCAUUGAGUAGGAAAUGUAUGGGACAACCUGACGUAGUGGGAGCGAAUUGUAAUGUAGAUCAGUCGAUUCGUUGGUGGGCCGCGCAAGUUCCUGUCACGUUGGAUAAAAACUGUGUUACGCGUGGCUGAUAGCGAUCACUUGACCAAACCUUUGAUACUCCUGGGAAGAUUCGGAUUGGAGCCCUUGUUCACGCUCGCGGCGGUCGGUCUCAUGAAACCGUGGCUUUUCGUGCUGGCUCGAGGGUGAAUCAACUUGCUCCUCGUAGCCGGUAUUUUCUCCACGUUCGACCGAUCCAAUGGAAGCAAUGACCGUUGCGUGCCGCUUCCAUUGUUGCUGGCGUUGCUGCCGAGCGAGCCGUUUGUCCGUCCUUUG